GAUCUUUAGAUCCGACCCUGACUAAAAAAAGAACCGCCAGGGCAAAAUGUCAAUGUCAAGUGAAGUGAUGCCUGAAGUGAGCGAAAUUAGAAAUCGAACUUUAUCAAACUCUUUCUUUCUAUAGGUAUUCAAUAUUCUUCAUAAUUCUCAUGAAUUUUGUUUUGAUGACAACAAGAAAUUAAACAUAUUUAUUAAACUAACUGCCUAGCUUCCUUGCUACGUAUUAAGAUAAAGAUUAAAUGUGAUAUAAACGACUAUAACCCUAAUCAACUGAAUAUAUAAUUUUCCUUCCUUUGAGCUUAAAUGAAAUGGAAUCAAAAACAGCAUUUGCACUUGAAGAUGGGAUAGAUUUGAGGAAAGUAGUCACCACAGGUUCAGUUCUUCAAAUCAAUUUAGAUUAUGAUGACACAGAAUAUGUAGCAGAAGCAGAGCGUGCAGAGAGUAAGAUUGUUGACAUAAUUGGUAGUCCAGUAAUGGAUUUUAAGAAGUUUGAGGAGAACUUAACUCCAGUAGAUACCGAUGGAUUUGUUAAGAAAAAAAUUAUGGAAGAAGGCGGUGGACUGCCACUGCAUGAGGGCUGCACAGUUUCCAUUGCAUUUUCUGGGUAUUGGGAAUGUGAGUCGGAGCCAUUUGACAUGAAAAGCUGCAGAAAGCCAAUGGUGGUUGAUCUCAAAGAAAAUGGACUACUGCCAGGACUCCAAACAGCAAUCAUGUCAAUGUUGGUUGGGGAAAUGUCUGUGUUUCUCUUGUCCCAUCAAGUAAUGUACGGUGAAAUGGGAAUUCCUCCAAGAAUCAGGCCUAAAGCCUCUUGUGUAUUUUAUAUUAAGCUUGUUAGAAGUAUUCUCACGCCAAAGGAAGGGAAAAUUGACUUUUCUGAAUCAAAUUUAUUCAAAAGGAUAUAUAAGGAAGUUACAAUGCUAUACAGUUCAGGAGUUACUCUGCAUAAAAGCAACAACACCAGUGCUGCUAUACAGUUGUUUAAGAAGGCUGUAAAUAUGUUGCACAAGUGCCGUUUGGCUGACGAGACUGAAGAAAAGAUACAAGAAAAAAUGCUUAUCAAGCUGUAUAUUAAUCUGGCAGUGUGCUAUAAUAAGAUUAAGCAACCUCUUAGAGCAUGUACUGCUUGCAAUGAACUGAAUCGGCUGAAUAGUCUCUGGAAUAAUGGGAAAGCUCUGUUUCACAAUGCUAAGAGUCUCAGAAUGAUUGGAGAAUUUGAUGGUGCAGAGAAAAGACUCAAAAGAGCAAUGAAACUUUGUACAAAUGCUAAAGAUUCCAUUCUCAAGGAAUUCAACAAUGAAUAUGAACUUUUAGAAAAAACACGCAAUUCAUGUAAUCAGAAUAAAUUAUUGGGCAAGAAAAUUGUGAAUAAUCUUGAACUAAUAAGUGACGAUUUCAAAAAAGAAUUUGAUACCUUGAUCAAAAACUUUAAAGAAAAUAGCAAUUUGUGUAAAUUAAAAUUGCCAAAAGGACUAAAUUCAUUAGAAAUAGCUUAUGUGAAGGAAUCGUGUAUAAGAAAUAAUGUGUUCUUCAGUAUAAUCAAGAAGGAUUGUAUUCAAGACAAUGAAGGCGGAAAUUUUGUUUCGGCAGAUAAUGUAGACGAGAACUUUGCGUUAGAUAAAGACAAGGAUGAUGAUGUGUCGACAGAAAAUGAGGACUCGGGCCAUUGCAGAGGCUGACUCGAAUCUUUAUAGUUAAACUAGCUGUGCCCGCGACUUCGUCCGCGUGGAAUAGUUAUUUUGGGCAUCAUAUUUAUUUUUGCAAACAUCCGCGUAUUAGAAAGAACGCUGGUUCGCCGUAUUAAAUGUUUCGCUGCAAAUUGCUUAUAACGACUAUAUCUCAAAACCUAUUUGUCUGAUUUAUAUACUGUAAAUGGCAAUUUUAGUCUACAUGAAAAGCCGAAAGUAAUAAAUAUAUUUAUUUGGAUAAGGAUUAAUACUGAAUUAAAGAAAAUUGGUUUCGAAAUAACUUAUGUUUAUAAUGAAAAAAUAAUCUUAAAAAUGAACAUAAAAGUGGUUAUUGUAAGUAAACCUUAAGAGAUAGAUAUAUGCUCUCGCGGACUUUUUUGUGGCAAAAAAUGAGUACUUCACAUCUUUGGUACAUUGUUUUACUAUAUCUUUGUUGGUUUGUGCAGCGUUCGCGUGGAAAGCUCGCAGAUGGCCGACUCAUUCAACUUUUACCUGCAUUGUUGACGUUUCCCGUAGGAUAUCCGGGAUAAAAUGUAGCCUAUAGCCUUCCUCGAUAAAUAGACUAUCUAACAGUGAAAGAAUUAUUCACAUCGGUUCAGUAGUUUCUGAGAUUAGCGCGUUUAAACAAACAAACAAAACAAACUCUUCAGCUUUAUAAUAUACAUACAUACAUACAUCACGUCACGAUCACGUCUAUAUCCCUUGCGGGGUAGACAGAGCCAACAGUCUUGAAAAGACUGAAUGGCCACGUUCAGCUAUUUGGCUUAAUGAUAGAACCGAGAUUCAAAUAGUGACAGGUUGCUAGCCCAUCGCCUAAAAGAGGAAUCCUAAGUUUAUAAGCCUAUCCCUUAGUCGCCUUUUACGACAUCCAUGGGAAAGAGAUGGAGUGGUCCUAUUCUUUUUUGUAAUAGUGCCGGGAACCACACGGCACUAUUACUUUAUAAUAUUAGUAUAGAUAAUAUGAAAGACUAGCUUUUUGAAGUUUUGUGCCAAAGGCUAAGACAACCUCACUUUGAUUUUCUUUGAUUCUUACCUAAAAUUGCUGACUCGAAUCUUUAUAGUUAAAUAAUAUGAAAGACUAGCUUUUUGAAGUUUUGUGCCAAAGGCUAAGACAACCUCACUUUGAUUUUCUUUGAUUCUUACCUAAAAUUGCUGACUCGAAUCUUUAUAGUUAAAUAAUAUGAAAGACUAGCUUUUUGAAGUUUUGUGCCAAAGGCUAAGACAACCUCACUUUGAUUCUUACCUAAAAUUAAAUUUUUACUAAUGGUGCUAAAAUUGAUAAGUAAUAAUGUGCAUGUGUGGUCGAGUGCCAUGAAUUCAGGAAUUUAAGUACUUAUUAGGAUAGAAAAAUAACUUUCAUAUUUUGUAUUAUAUUUAGUUUUUUUUUCUACUUAGAAAAUGCAAUAAAACUCAUUAAAAUUUAAA
Messenger RNA from Amyelois transitella, 3110 nucleotides. RefSeq names its product inactive peptidyl-prolyl cis-trans isomerase FKBP6. The coding region runs from base 309 to 1676 and encodes 455 amino acids. Gene Ontology annotation, molecular function: peptidyl-prolyl cis-trans isomerase activity; protein binding. The record is from RefSeq and is a predicted model, not a curated record. NCBI's taxonomy places the organism in Eukaryota, Metazoa, Arthropoda, Insecta, Lepidoptera, Pyralidae. The transcript is spliced from 4 exons.